This is a messenger RNA of Paramecium primaurelia, 555 nucleotides long. Lineage: Eukaryota; Ciliophora; Oligohymenophorea; Peniculida; Parameciidae. The record is from the annotation of a GenBank genome assembly.
GAAUUAAUGGAUUAUCGAAUUGGUUCAGCAAGUAUGAGUGAUUUAGAAAGUGCCAAAUUGGUAGCAAAGAAAUUGUUUGAGACAUAUGAUAGAGAUAGAAAUGGAGUUAUUGAUACAACUGAGACUAUACCUAUGAUAGUUGAUGCAUAUAAAUCAUUUAACAGAAGUUUUUAACCAACAAGAGGAGAUAUUGAUAGUUAUUCAAAAGUAAUGGAUAGAAAUGGAGAUGGCAAAGUUACAUAUUAAGAUAUAGAAGAAUUAUGCAUCAAAUAUUUAUGUCCUUAAUUUUCAUAAUAAUAAAGAUAAUAAAUUAAUAAACCAUAAGAUCCUAGAAUAGAUGUUGCUAGAAGAGUAUUUAGAAAAUAUGAUACUGAUAAUUCUGGCUUCUUGAAUGUUUAGGAAAUACAAAAAAUGGUAGCAGAAGCAUACAGAUCUAUGGGAUUAGCUUAACCAACAUAUAAAGAUAUUUAAACUUGGUUAGAUGCAGCUGAUACUAAUAAAGAUGGUUUUAUAUCUCUUUAAGAGUUUGAAUAAUUUGUCUUAAAAAGCUUAUGA